Molecule: messenger RNA, 3354 nt
Organism: Ciona intestinalis (vase tunicate)
Lineage: Eukaryota; Metazoa; Chordata; Ascidiacea; Phlebobranchia; Cionidae
Source: RefSeq, a predicted model, not a curated record
AGAAGUAAAACUACAACUAGGAAAGCCAUGCUGCAACUAUAUAAGUUAUUGUGUAAGUGUGGGAUUUAAACACUGGAUAUGCUUGCCCCGUAAUUACUUAAGAAAACUGAGGUUAGAGGCAAAAUGGAUGAGCCUGGACCUUCAAACCACUCUUCUUUGUUGGAAGACACCUCAAUAGAGAUGCAAUUAAUGGAGGCACAAGCUUGCAUUGCAAGGAUGAAACAAGAGAAAAUACAAUUAGAAACAGAUUUUGAAUUUAAACGAAGUAGAAUAAAGGAACUUUACUUUGCAAAAGAGACCACCAUAAGAGAACAGAAUGCCAAGCUGUUUGAAGCCAGCAAACAAAUAAGUGAACAGCAACAACAGUUUGAACUUUUGAAGGAAGAAUCAGAGAAUAUUAAAAUGAUUGCAUCAGUUUCUGAGAAUACAAAACAGGAAGCAGUGGAAGAAUUGAACAAACAUCAUUUACAAGAAAUAGAAUCGCUUCGUUGUGUUUUACAAGAUUCAAUGGAGGAGCAGAGAGUAGAUCUUCUUCGUCAGUUUGAGCAGGAGAGGAGGAGAUGGGAGGAUGAAAGAUCAAGGAUCGAACGUGAGCGAGAUGAUGCGGUUGCUGGGAGCAUGAAGAGGGAAGAUGAUGAACAAGAUAUGGAGGAUCAGGAGCUGGAAGCGAGCAUGAUGAAGGCACAAGAAGAAGCAGAGAAACUGAAGUCUGUAGUUUUACCGCUAGAAAAAGAAAUUAAAGAUUUAAAAUCAAAACUUGUAGAAAUGGAAGAAAGAUUAAGACAAUUUCAAAAUGCAGAAAAGGAUUCAAAACCAAAGCGGCGUUUGGAGAAAAGUUACAGCGACGCAGGUAUGCGUCGGAAUUCUUUGUUUGAAUUCAACCUCUUUGAAAAAGAAUCGAGCCAAGAUGCCGAAAAAGUUUCCUUGAAUGAACUUGAGGAAUAUGUAGAAGUGGUAAACUCACAACGGUUGGUGUUGCAGCAGGAAAACGAGGUUUUAAAGCAAGAGAUGCACGAAAUGUGUCGAUUGUUGGAGAAUGAACAAAGUAAACACAAAGCAACGAAGAAAGAUCUCACCGCAGUCAAUCAUCAACUUAAUGAAUACAAGAGCAUUGUGUUGGUGGGAGAAUGUGGGGUAUUCCCCAAAACCAGUACCAUACAUGAGGAACCCCAGUACGUAAACAUCAACAUAGGAGUUACUGAGGCCGAUAACAUUGCUUCAGAUAAUCUACAACAUGUAGCAGCUGCUCUUGAGAAUUGUGAGCUGACAGAGCAAGAUACUCCAUCAUCACAGCAUGCUAUGGUGGGGAAACCAGCCUCUAUGUUACAUGAGGUCAUCGAACACGACACGAUAUCUAUGUCUUCAACUUCUUCCACACCUGGUGCUACUUUAUCCAUUGUUGAUGAUACUUCUUGUAAUAGAGUUAACUCUGCUCCUCAACUUAAUCUGAUUGGACGAGAAUCCAAACCACUGAAUGAAUCAAACACUGUGGUCGACUGGACUGAACUACCAUCACAGACCUCAAGAAAAGCAAGCAAAGUUUCGGUGAAUUUGUUUGAGGAAGAACCUUCGCCAGAACAACAGAAAGUAAUCGACGACCAACAUCGAAUGUUACGAGUACAAGAUAAGAAGAUUAAACAUUUAGAAGUGGAGUGCGAGGAACUUCGUGAGAAGAUAACGAUGUUAACGAAACAACGAGAUAACGCGAUCAAACUUCGGUUUGACCUCGAAGAGUCGGUAAAAAGUUCAUCGGAAGAAGCGAGGAAGAAGAUCCUCACUUUGUUCGUGAAGAUUGAGAACUUGGAGCGAAUGAUGGAGGAGAACAAGACGUGGCAGAAGAGCAAAGAGACAGAGGAUGAUAAGAGAUUGACAAACUUAAUGCGAGAUCGCGACAGACUACGAGAUGAGUCAGCAAAAGUGAAGCGGGAACAUGACUGGACAAAAAGUUUGAUGGAACGAAACAAAAGGGUUUUGAACAAAGAUGCCACUCUCCCCUGCACUGUGGAAGGCUUGAAAGAAACCUUGGAACGAUAUAGGGAAGCUCUCGUUACUUUCCAAGUUGAAAAAUCUCUAAUGGAAUCAAAACUACAAAGUGAAAUCAACUUUUUAAAAGAAACAAUACAAGCAGAACAGGUUGCAAAGGAACAACUUGAAGAUUCUUUAUCUUCUGAUCUUGAAGAAGCAAAGCGAGAAAUAACAAAGUUGCAAUCAACCAACCAGAGGAUGCUUAAAGAUGUGAUGGAGAAACAAGACUUGCAGAACCAGAUAGAGAAAGACCAGUUAUCCAUUGCGUCAAUACGUUCGAAAUCAAAGGAAAUUAUUCAAGGUUUGAGGGAAAAACUGAUGUCUGAGGUUUCUACAAAGGAGCAACUAGAAGGGGAACUGUCAGUAACAAAGAACCAGGUUAGAUCUCUACAAGAAUCUCUUGAGACAAGCGAGCAAGUUCAGCGGGAUUUUGUCCGUUUGUCUCAAUCUUUACAGAUGAAACUUGAAGAAGUUCGGCAAAAAGAGGAAGAAAAAAGUGAAAAGCCAAGUGAGGUAGACACGGAUCCAUCUGGAACUUCUUUUCAUAUUUCUUCGAAACCUACAGACACUCUAAGGUAGUUAGACAGACGUGGGCAUGAGGUCAAUUCAAAUCCAAGCGCUGGUGAUGGUAUUAAGGUCAUGGUGAAUUCUCUUAUGUUGUCUGUAAUAUACAGCCAAGCUGUUGGUUUCAUAUGGUACUGGUUAUAACUCGCACAUAAGGGCCUAACAGACGUUGUUUGGUACACAAUGCCCAUGACUAAAACUUCCGUCCUACCUCUUAAGUUAUAAAGGAAAGAUUUUACAAACUAGUCGCAAAACCUGUCUAAAGUUGGAUAAACCAGUUUAUAAACCUUCACAAAUUACAAUAAUGCAAAGAUAUUUCACACAAUGAAGUUAUUGAUAUGAACUUUUAAAUGCGGAGACGAAAUAUCGCAUGAGUUCCAAAAGUGCAAUAUAAAUGCGCAAGAUUUUAGUUGAUGUAGAACUAUCCUUAUGCUAUUUGUGCGAUGUCAAAAUGUCCUUUAUUAACCAGUGUUUGUGCUCACAUAUGCGUUUGUAUCGCGCGGCGCCGUCUCAUGCCCAAACACCGCACGUCUCGAAUUUUUCCACUGUGACCAUACUGUACACAAGACCCCACAAACUGGAGAAUAUUUCCCUCAAAAGUAUCGUGGGUGCAAAAUAUUUAACUCAUUCAGCGCUCUUCAAAUCAUAUCAAAACCUCAAACCUGGUUUAAUGAAUUGCUGUUACCUGAGAUAAAGAAACAUGGACUGAGCUCUUGCUUAACUUACUAAAGUACAUCAGCCUAUUAAUACAUGCACUAACGUUUA